Molecule: messenger RNA, 727 nt
Organism: Pelagomonas calceolata
Lineage: Eukaryota; Pelagophyceae; Pelagomonadales; Pelagomonadaceae
Source: the annotation of a GenBank genome assembly
UAUGUUUAAUUAAUUUUACUACUACUACUUCUUGACGACCCCGACCUGCGCCGCUCGAAUGGUCCGGCCCUUCAUCGUGAAGCCCGUCUUCACGACCUGGCCCACGGUCCCCGCCUCUUUGUCUUCGUCGGGGUACUCAAACAACGCUUCAUGCAGCCCGGGGUCGAAGGCGUCACCAACCGCGCCAAACUCCUCGACGCCCUGCGCGCCGAAGGCCUUGACUAAUUGGCCCCGCGUGAGUUCCACGCCCUCGAUCAAGGAUUCCAGCGACGCGUCGUCGCCCUUUGCUGCUUCUAAAGCAUAUCCCAGACUGUCGGAGACGUCCAACAGACUCUUCGCGAAGCCCUGCGACGCAAAGUCCUUCGCGGCCUGGACGUCCCGCCUCGCAAUCCUUCGCGUGUUCUCCUGCUCGGCGAUAGCGCGCAGCAGCUGGUCUUUUAGGUCCUUCUUCUCGUUCUCGAGCUUCUCGAGCGCGGCCGCGGCCUCGUCAACUGGUUCCGCCUCGUCGGCGUCCGGCGCCGGCGCCGCGGCUUCUUCCUCCUUAUCAGUAUCGUCCUUCGUGCUCAGCGCGCGCCAGCAUUGUCGCCUACUGCGUGGUGCCGCAAGGCAGGGUGACCGCACGCUGCGCUGCAAGGCGCGGCUCGCCGUGCGCGCGAGCAGCAAGGAGGCCAUCGAUGCGACGGCUGGCUUAAGCACGACGUAUAAUGACGCUCUUGCACGUCCUCAA